AUGUCUUCCGAUAACAAGGGUUUCAACAGCAAAAAAUUCUUCAUCGAUCUUGCCUCCGGAGGUACUGCUGCCGCUAUCUCUAAGACUGCUGUAGCUCCAAUUGAACGUGUCAAGCUUCUUCUCCAAGUUCAAGAUGCUUCCACCACCAUCGCCGUCGACAAGCGUUACAAGGGUAUCAUGGAUGUCCUCGUCCGUGUUCCUAAGGAGCAAGGAUUUGCCGCUCUCUGGAGAGGAAAUCUCGCCAACGUCAUCAGAUACUUCCCUACUCAGGCUUUGAACUUCGCCUUCAAGGAUACCUACAAGAAGGUCUUCUUGGACGGACUUGACAAGAAGAAGGACUUCUGGAAAUUCUUCGCCGGAAACUUGGCCUCUGGUGGAGCUGCCGGAGCUACCUCUCUCUGCUUCGUCUACCCACUCGACUUCGCUCGUACCCGUCUUGCCGCUGAUGUCGGAAAGGCUGAAUCCCGUGAAUUCAAGGGUCUUGCUGAUUGCUUAGUCAAGAUCGUCAAGGCUGAUGGACCAAUUGGACUCUACAGAGGAUUCUUCGUCUCCGUCCAAGGUAUCAUCAUCUACCGUGCUGCCUACUUCGGUAUGUUCGAUACCGCCAAGAUGGUCUUCGCUUCUGACAAGAAGCUCAACUUCUUCGCUGCCUGGGGUAUCGCUCAAGUUGUCACUGUUGGAUCUGGAAUCCUUUCUUACCCAUGGGACACCGUCCGUCGUCGUAUGAUGAUGCAAUCCGGACGCAAAGACGUUCUCUACAAAAACACCCUCGACUGCGCCAGAAAGAUCAUCGCCAACGAAGGAAUGGGAGCUAUGUUCAAGGGAGCCCUCUCCAACGUUUUCCGUGGAACUGGAGGAGCCUUGGUCUUGGCUAUCUAUGAUGAAAUCCAAAAGUUCAUGUAA
This is a messenger RNA of Auanema sp. JU1783, 903 nucleotides long. The record is from the annotation of a GenBank genome assembly. Lineage: Eukaryota; Metazoa; Nematoda; Chromadorea; Rhabditida; Rhabditidae.